Messenger RNA from Cylindrotheca closterium, 1755 nucleotides. Lineage: Eukaryota; Bacillariophyta; Bacillariophyceae; Bacillariales; Bacillariaceae. The record is from the annotation of a GenBank genome assembly.
AUGGUGGUGAAAAAAAUCAUUAAUGAUCCAAAGAAUGCAGUAGAAGAUUUCAUAGGAGGUAUCUUAGCUACCUAUCCGAAUCGGUUUAAGAAGCUUCAAAACCAUGAUGUCCUGUUAGAUGCAAAUCCUUCAAAUACCGUGCAGCUGAUUUCUGGAGGCGGCUGCGGUCACGAGCCGUCUCAUGCAGGCUGGAUUGGCAAAGGGAUGCUCUCUGGAGCUGUGCUUGGAGGUAUUUUUGCUUCUCCAAGUGUAUCGGCUGUUUUGGCAGCUAUCCGAGCUGCUGCGGCGAGCAACAAGAACAGAGGAGUUUUGUUGAUUGUGAAGAACUAUACAGGCGACCGAUUGAACUUUGGUAUGGCAUGUGAACAAGCCGCCCAAAGUAAUAUUAACUGUAGGAUGGUCGUAGUUGCGGAUGACUGUGCGUUGCAGAGACAAAAGGGAAUCACUGGACAGCGUGGAGUAGCUGGGAUAUGCCUUGUGCAUAAAGUGGCGGGAGCGGCGGCUGAGGCUAGAAAGACCUUGGACGAAAUAGUUGAUAUAGUUUCUGAGGUUUGCUCCCAAAUUGGAACCCUUGGUGUUUCUCUUGAUGCUGUAACAGUGCCAGGUGCCAAGUCUUUGAAUGCUCGUCUAGAUGACGUAACGAUUGAAAUUGGCCUCGGAAUUCAUGGAGAGGCUGGUAUGAGACAAGUACCAUUGAUGACUGCAAAUGAAAUUGCUCGGGAUUUGUUGAAGUCGAUCCAAGAAUAUGGUCGAGCUGUAACAAGGAAUGGCAAGGAAGAUAUAAUUCCGUUUAUUGAACAAGGAGAUGAUAUUUGUUUGCUAAUCAACAAUCUCGGGGGAACUUCGAAUUUCGAGCUGGCUAUCUUUACCGGGGCUGUUGUUUCAGAAUUGGAAAAAGUUUACAAGGUGCAAGUUUCGAGACUUUUUGUGGGCAGCUACAUGACAGCGUUCGAUACACAUGGAGCAAGUAUUACGAUUUUCAACUUGUCGAACGUUUCUGAUCAGAUAAAGACAUUCCUUGACGCUCCCUGUUCUGCGCCAUCUUGGGUGGAAUGUGAUCCAGUAACCGCACAUCCACGGAACUCCCUGGAAGAGUUACCCGAAGUCAAACAAGUAAAUGAAUCAUUAUUGAAGAAGCCAACUCUUCAGAUUGCAGGAUUUGAUGAGUUGUCCAGGUCCCUCGUGCUGAAGGCUGUUCAAAGACUGAGCGAAAACGAGACUGUGUUGACAAAGUAUGACACAAUCGUUGGAGACGGGGACUGUGGUAUCACUAUGAAACGAGGAGCAAAUGAGAUUGAAAAGCGACUUUCCAAUGGUGGCAUUGAUAUUACUCAUCCAGUAAGUCUAUUCAGCAAUAUUGCGGAUGCUAUCUCGUUUGCAAUGGGAGGUACGUCGGGAUUCUUGCUAGAGCUGUUAUUUCGGCGAAUGAGUUCAUUCGCGGCGGGACAAAAAAAGAUUGAUGCCGCAGACAUUAGCAGUGCAUUUAUGGCAGGUGUUGAUGCAUUAAGGAUCUAUGGAGGUGCUACAAUUGGUUCUCGAACUAUGAUGGAUGCGUUGAUUCCUGCAGCAAAAAGUCUCGUUGAGAACAGUGAUUUGAAGCUCGCUGCAGCCAACGCGAAACUCGGUGCUGAAAAAACAGCAAAAAUGAAAUUAGCUUCAGCUGGUCGAUCGAAUUAUUUGAAUGCAGAAACCCUUGAAGGCACACCGGACCCUGGCGCAGUGGCGGUAUCGCUUGUUUUUGACGCAAUAUCUUAA